This is a messenger RNA of Colletotrichum graminicola M1.001, 429 nucleotides long. RefSeq names its product histone H4. The transcript is spliced from 6 exons. Gene Ontology annotation, cellular component: nucleosome. Gene Ontology annotation, molecular function: structural constituent of chromatin; DNA binding; protein heterodimerization activity. NCBI's taxonomy places the organism in Eukaryota, Fungi, Ascomycota, Sordariomycetes, Glomerellales, Glomerellaceae. The record is from RefSeq and is a predicted model, not a curated record. Gene Ontology annotation, biological process: nucleosome assembly. The coding region runs from base 1 to 429 and encodes 142 amino acids.
AUGCCGCCGAUGAUCCCUUCGCGCGGCGGCCCCAGCGGCAUUAAACGGGGUACUGCGUCUAAAGUGCCUGCUGGAGGCAAAGGCAAGACCAUACUUCACGGCGCAGCGGGCGCCAAGCGACAUCGCAAAAUCGUCAAGGAUUGCAUUCGGGGUAUCACUAAACCCGCUAUCCGUCGUCUCGCUCGUCGUGGCGGUGUCAAACGUAUCUCUGCCACGAUAUACGAUGAUGCACGAUCCGCACUUGACGCCUGGCUGAGAGGUGUUCUUAGAGACUGCGUAGUCUACACUGAGCAUCGUCAUGCCAAGACUGUCACCAUCCAUGAUGUUCUCCACGCACUCCGACGUAAAGGAACACCGAUCUAUGGAUUCGACCCAGAUACGUUUGUCGACCAAAAGACACGCAAGGCAACGGCGGCGAGCGGCGAGUGA